AAAAACUUCCUCCUUCGAUCUCUCUCCUCUUGCUUCUUCCCAAAUCGACGAGUCCCUCAGUCUCAGAAAUCUCUUCUGAAUCCGAAGAAACGUUGUUCCAAUGGAUUCUCUUCAAUCAAAUUCCAAAGCCGAAGAAGCAGAACAAUAUUCCAAACCCGAAGAAGCAGAACAAAAUUCCAAAGGCGAAGAAGCAACACAAAAACCCAAAGGCGAAGAAGCAGAACAAAUUUCGAAAGGCGAAGAAGCAGAAGCUUCAAUCUCGCUUCCCCAGGUCCCUACAGGAACCGCUCUACUCUCUGGAAUGGAUGAUUCAAUGCCACAGGAGUUAUCCGCUGCAAUCGAACCAGAGGAUAUUGAUUUGGAGAAAUCAGAUGUAGCUAAGGAUGCUGAUCGACCCGGAUCCGAAUUGAAGAUCGAAUCCGACUCAUUCUCUGAAGAAGGUCCUACUGCUUCUUCCUCCGACAACCCUAAAUCUCCGAAAUUGGAUUCAGCCGCUGCCCAGAACGGUAGCGCGAUGGAAGAAGACGAAGAGGAAGAUGAACCACUGCCUAAGAAGCAGAAGCAGCUUGAUUCUCUUACUUCAGCCGCCGUGAAGGACGAGGAGGAUCCGGAGCAAGUGCAGCCACCGGAAGCAAUGGCCGUGGAAGGGACGGCGAUGACUCCAGUUGCGACUGCGGCUAAGAAAUCGAAAUCGAAGAAGAAGAAUAACAAUGUUUGGGUGACGAAGAGUACACGCAAGGGAAAGAAGAAGAGCAAAACCAACACGCCGAAUCCAGCCGCUGUAGAAGACAAGGUGCUGAUAACUCCGGUUCCUAGGUUUCCCGAUAAGGGAGACGACACGCCAGACUUGGAAAUUUGCCUUUCUAAAGUCUACAAAGCUGAGAAAGUUGAGAUAAGCGAAGAUAGGCUUACCGCAGGAAGUAGCAAAGGGUAUAGAAUGGUGAGAGCUACAAGAGGAGUUGUAGAAGGAGCUUGGUACUUUGAGAUUAAAGUUGUGAAUUUGGGUGAGACGGGCCAUACUAGACUCGGGUGGUCGACUGAUAAAGGAGAUUUGCAGGCUCCGGUAGGGUACGAUGGGAAUAGUUUCGGGUUCAGGGACAUUGAUGGGUGUAAGAUACACAAGGCUUUAAGGGAGAAGUAUGCAGAGGAAGGGUAUAAGGAAGGUGAUGUUAUCGGAUUCUACAUAAAUCUUCCUGAUGGUGAAUCAUUCGCUCCAAAGCCACCUCAUUAUGUGUUCUAUAAAGGGCAGAGAUAUGUCUGUGCACCUGACGCUAAAGAGGAGCCUCCUAAAGCUGUACCAGGCAGUGAAAUAUCGUUCUUCAAAAAUGGUGUAUGUCAGGGAGUUGCCUUCAAAGAUCUUUUUGGCGGUCGUUACUACCCUGCUGCUUCUAUGUACACUCUCCCUGACCAGUCAAACUGUGUUGUGAAGUUCAAUUUUGGCCCUGAUUUUGAAUAUUACCCCGAGGAUUUUGGUGGGCGUGCAACCCCGAGGCCCAUGUGGGAGGUUCCGUAUCAUGGAUUCAAUGGUAACCUUGAAAAUAAUGGAUCUGAUGAUAUGAAGAGUUAGGCAUGAAGAGUUAGGCAGAACAAGCAGGCGGAUUCUUGACAGUUUAACAUAUUUUUCCAAACUUAGAUAGUGGUUCAGAUUUAGUUGAGUUGGUACGAACAGAGGACUAGCAAACGAGCAAAGGUGCUUUGAUACGCCGAAAUUUAGGCCCUUUUCUUUUUUCUUUUUCUUCAGAACUGGAUGUUGUUCUUUCUGGAUUAGCCAUAUUCGUCAAAAGUUAUUGAUUGUUCAUUUGUAUGUUAUCUUUUCCUUCAUCUGUAACUUUUUUCAGAGAGUUUAUAUUUGCCUUUUUUUCAAAGGUUGAUA
Molecule: messenger RNA, 1873 nt
Organism: Eutrema salsugineum
Lineage: Eukaryota; Viridiplantae; Streptophyta; Magnoliopsida; Brassicales; Brassicaceae
Product: protein TRAUCO
Exons: 2
Coding region: 101-1567 (488 amino acids)
Cellular component (GO): Set1C/COMPASS complex
Molecular function (GO): protein binding; transcription cis-regulatory region binding
Source: RefSeq, a predicted model, not a curated record